This is a messenger RNA of Vigna radiata var. radiata (mung bean), 1056 nucleotides long. RefSeq lists its product as uncharacterized. The coding region runs from base 1 to 1056 and encodes 351 amino acids. The record is from RefSeq and is a predicted model, not a curated record. Lineage: Eukaryota; Viridiplantae; Streptophyta; Magnoliopsida; Fabales; Fabaceae. The transcript is spliced from 2 exons.
AUGGACAGGGGUAAGGGUCCUGGAACUGAGUCCUCUGGUCAUAUGAGAGAGUUUUGCAAAUGGACCGAGGACAUGGAUGCAAGGCUAAUGCAUUCAAUGAUUGAAGAGAAUCGUUUAGGUAACGGAGUAGAUGGCAGCUGGACCACGCAAGCGUAUAAUAAUAUGGUUCAGUACCUUCAUAACUCAGGUUAUGUUCAUGUUACCAAAACUAACGUUAAAAAUCGUCAAAAAGUUUUGAAAGACCAAUGGCGUGAGGUUCAUGACCUCUUUGGAUCAUUGAGUGGCUUUGCUUGGAACUCCAUAACUAUGAGGUUUGAGGCUGAAGAGGAAGUUUGGGCUGACCUCAUUCAGUCGAGGCCAACGGCUUCAAAGUGGAGAGUCACGAGCAUUAGACAUUAUGAUUUGAUGAUGGAGUUAUGGGCUGCUGAUCGAGCUACCGGGAGUGGUGUUCGCACUGCUCGUCAAAGACGUCGUCAGGAUAAUGCCCCUCGUGUCAGUGUUGAUUUAAAUGAGAACAUAGAUUACAUUCCUGAACAGCCUGACUGGACGGCUUACAGAGACCCAAUUCCGCCAUUGCCUCCUCCAUCGAUAGAUGAAUAUAGUCCAAGAAACACUCAGUCCGUGCCUUCCGUUCCAUCUGGUGGAACAUCAUCCUCUAGAGGCUCAAAGAGAAAGGCUCCCAUGGUCGAUGUAAUUGAAUCCCAUUUGGAAAGGAUGUCGACCAAUCUGGAGGGUUUCACGACAGCUAUGAACUCUUCAAAUGUGCAUUUCGGGGUCAUUUCAAAUGCAGCUGUAGAACAAGUCGCGACAAUGAAAGAAAGGAAUGACAUAUUGCGUUCCCAAACCGAGGUUUUUCGUCGGACGCAGAGCUACACAUUUAAUGAAUCUGACAUUUAUGAAAUGCUGUGUGGGAUGCACAUACCUGAUGAGUCGUUGCUGGAGCAAUGCUAUGACUUCUUGUGUGCAAACCAAUCAUGUGUGAAGAGGCUGAUGGGGCUUCCACCGCAAAAGCGGUGGAAUAAAUUGUGUAAAAUGUUUUCGGGAGGAGAUUGUUAG